Messenger RNA from Condylura cristata (star-nosed mole), 981 nucleotides. It is a transcript of the gene AKR1D1, whose product is annotated as aldo-keto reductase family 1, member D1. Gene Ontology annotation, cellular component: cytosol. Gene Ontology annotation, molecular function: ketosteroid monooxygenase activity; steroid dehydrogenase activity; aldose reductase (NADPH) activity. NCBI's taxonomy places the organism in Eukaryota, Metazoa, Chordata, Mammalia, Eulipotyphla, Talpidae. The record is from RefSeq and is a predicted model, not a curated record. Gene Ontology annotation, biological process: bile acid biosynthetic process. The coding region runs from base 1 to 981 and encodes 326 amino acids. The transcript is spliced from 9 exons.
AUGGAGCUCAGUGCUGCGAAUCACCGCUUACCGCUCAAUGAUGGAAACAGCAUUCCUGUCAUCGGACUUGGUACCUACUCACCACCCAAAUCGACUCCUAAGGGACUCUGUGCUACGGCAGUGAAGGCGGCCAUUGAAGCGGGGUACCAGCACUUUGAUGGGGCUUAUGUCUACCAGAAUGAGCACGAAGUGGGCGAGGCCAUCAGAGUGAAGAUCGCAGAGGGAAAGGUGAAGAGAGAGAAUAUCUUCUACUGUGGAAAGUUGUGGCCUACAAAAUUUGAUCCAGAGAUGGUCCGCCCCACCUUGGAGAAGACACUCAAGGUGCUCCAAUUAGAUUAUGUGGAUCUUUAUAUCAUUGAACUACCCAUGGCUUUUAAGCCUGGAGAUGAAGUUUAUCCUAAAGAUGAGAAUGGUAAAUGGCUAUAUCAUAAGACAGAUUUGUGUGCUACUUGGGAGGCUUUGGAAGCCUGCAAAGAUGCUGGCUUGGUGAAAUCCCUUGGAGUAUCCAAUUUUAACCGCAGGCAGCUGGAACUCAUCCUGAAUAAACCGGGGCUCAAAUACAAGCCAGUCAGCAACCAGGUGGAGUGUCAUCCCUACUUCACCCAGCCUAAACUAUUGAAGUUUUGCCGACAACAUGACAUCGUCAUUGUAGCGUACAGUCCUUUGGGCACAUCGCGAGAUCCAUCGUGGGUGAAUACAACUAUCCCACCUCUAUUAAAAGAUGAACUUCUAAUAUCCCUGGGGAAAAAGUACAAGAAGACAACAGCUCAAAUUGCUUUGCGAUUCAACAUCCAGCGAGGAGUGGUGGUCAUUCCUAAAAGCUUUCACCCUGAAAGGAUCAGAGAAAACUUCCAAAUCUUUGACUUUUCUCUCACUGAUGAAGAAAUGCAGAACAUUGAAGCCUUGAAUAAAAAUGUCCGUCUCGUGGAGCUGCUUAUGUGGAGUGACCAUCCCGAAUACCCAUUUCAUGAGGAGUACUGA